Molecule: messenger RNA, 18799 nt
Organism: Coregonus sp. 'balchen'
Lineage: Eukaryota; Metazoa; Chordata; Actinopteri; Salmoniformes; Salmonidae
Source: the annotation of a GenBank genome assembly
AUGUGGCAUGGAUUAAGUGGUACUAAACUGCUUCUGUUUCUGUCUGUCAGACACUUUAACCUGAGGAUGAAGAGAGACACCAGUCUGUUUGCUGAGGACCUGAAAGUGGACGUGGGAGGGCAGGAGGUGAACUAUGACACCUCCCACAUCUACACCGGAGAAAUAUAUGGUGAGGACCUGAUGUUUCCACUGUGCCUUCACAAGGUUUUCACACCCCUUGAAUUUAUCCACAUUUUAUUGUUACAGCCUGAAUUUUUUUAAUUGAUUACUUUUUAGAUUUUUUUUUGUCACUGGCCUAUACACAAUACCCCAUAAUGUCAAAGUGGAAUUAUGUUUUUUUUUUUUUUUAGAAUCUUUUACAAAUUAAUACAAAAUGAAAAGGUGAAAUGCCUUGAGUCAAUUCAACCACUUUGUUAUGGCAAGCCUAAAUAAGGUCAGGAGUGAAACAUUUGCUUAAUGAGUUGGAUGGACUCGCUCUAUGUGCAACAAUAGUGUUUAACAUGCUUUUUGAAUGACUACCUCAUCUCUGUACCCCUCACAUACAAUUAUAUCUGUAAGGUACUUCAGUCGAGCAGUGAAUUUUAAACACAGAUUUGUAUAUUGGUAAAAAAAAAAAAAAAAAAAAGCAGACAUUGAAUAUCCCUUUGAGCAUGGUGAAGUUAUUAAUUACACUUUGGAUGGUGUAUCAAUACACCCAGUUACUACAAAGAUACAGGAGUCCUUCCUAACUCAGUUGCAGGAGAGGAAGGAAACCGCUCGGAUUUCACCAUAAGGCCGAUGGUGACUUUAAAACCGUUUAGAUUUGAAUGGCUGUGAUAGGUGAAAACUGAGGAUGGAUCAACAACAUUGUAGUUACUCCACAAUACUAACCUAAUUGACAGAGUGAAAAGAAGGAAGCCUGUAUAGAAUAUAAAUAUUCCAAAACAUGCAUCCUGUUAGCAACAAGGCACUAAAGUAAUACUGCAGAAAAUAUUUGCAAAGCAAUUAACUUUUUUGUCCUGAAUACAAAGUCUUAUGUUUGGGGCAAAUACAGCACAUUACUGAGUACCACUCUCCAUAUUUUCAAGCAUAGUGGUGGCUGCAUCAUGUUAUGGGUAUGCUUGUAAUCAUUAAGGACUGGGGAGUUUUUCAGGAUAAAAAAUAAACGGAAUGGAGCUAAGCACAGGCAAAAUCCUAGAGGAAAACCUGGUUAAGUCUGCUUUCCAUCAGACACUGGGAGAUGAAUUCACCUUUCAGCAGGACAAUAACAUAAAACACAUCUACACUGGAGAAGUAAUACACGUAGUACACAAGUAGUACACUGGAGUUGCUUACCAAGAAGAAUGUUCCUGAGUGGCUGAGUCAGUUGUGACUUAAACUCUGCUUGAAAAUCCAUGGCAAGACUUGAAAAUGGUUGUCUAGCAAUGAUCAACAACCAAUUUGGCAGAGCUUGAGGAAUUUUGGAAAGAAUAAUGGGCAAAUAUUGUACAGUCCAGGUGUGCUAAGCUCUUAAGAGGCUUACCCAGAAAGACCCGUAGCUGUAAUCACUGCCAAAGGUGACUCUAACAUGAACUGACUCAGGGGUGUGAAUACGUAUGUAAAUGAGAUAUUUAUGCAUUUCAUUUUCAAUGCAUUUGCUAAAAAUAUCUAAAAACAUGUUUUCACUUUGCCAUUAUGGGGUGUUGGUGUGUAGAUGGGUGAAUUUAUUAUAUAUUUUUUUCUCCAUUUUGAAUUCAGGCUGUAACACAACAAAAAGUAGAAUAAGUCGAGGGGUGUGAAUACUUCAUGAAGGCUCUGUGUUGUGUGUGUGUGUGUGUGUGUGUGUGUGUGUGUGUCCAUUCUAUGAGUUCUAUAUACAGGCCUGUUCAGCUGGAUGUGUUGUGUUAGCUGUGUGUUGCAAUCAACUUGUAUAUUGUGCAAGAGAAAUUCCUCCCCGGAGGACACGGUUCCAUGCAUCUAUCUAAACCAAGAGAAAUUCCUCCCCGGAGGACACAGUUCCAUGCAUCUAUCUAAACCAAGAGAAAUCCCUCCCCGGAGAACACGGUUCCAUGCAUCUAUCUAAACCAAGAGAAAUCCCUCCCCGGAGAACACGGUUCCAUGCAUCUAUCUAAACCAAGAGAAAUCCCUCCCCGGAGAACACAGUUCCAUGCAUCUAUCUAAACCAAGAGAAAUCCCUCCCCGGAGGACACAGUUCCAUGCAUCUAUCUAAACCAAGAGAAAUCCCUCCCCGGAGGACACAGUUCCAUGCAUCUAUCUAAACCAAGAGAAAUCCCUUCCCGGAGGACACGGUUCCAUGCAUCUAUCUAAACCAAGAGAAAUCCCUCCCCGGAGGACACGGUUCCAUGCAUCUAUCUAAACCAAGAGAAAUCCCUCCCCGGAGAACACGGUUCCAUGCAUCUAUCUAAACCAAGAGAAAUCCCUCCCCGGAGGACACAGUUCCAUGCAUCUAUCUAAACCAAGAGAAAUCCCUCCCCGGAGGACACAGUUCCAUGCAUCUAUCUAAACCAAGAGAAAUCCCUUCCCGGAGGACACGGUUCCAUGCAUCUAUCUAAACCAAGAGAAAUCCCUCCCCGGAGGACACGGUUCCAUGCAUCUAUCUAAACCAAGAGAAAUCCCUUCCCGGAGAACACGGUUCCAUGCAUCUAUCUAAACCAAGAGAAAUCCCUUCCCGGAGAACACGGUUCCAUGCAUCUAUCUAAACCAAGAGAAAUCCCUCCCCGGAGAACACGGUUCCAUGCAUCUAUCUAAACCAAGAGAAAUCCCUCCCCGGAGGACACAGUUCCAUGCAUCUAUCUAAACCAAGAGAAAUCCCUCCCCGGAGAACACGGUUCCAUGCAUCUAUCUAAACCAAGAGAAAUCCCUCCCCGGAGGACACGGUUCCAUGCAUCUAUCUAAACCAAGAGAAGAUUGCCUGAGUGAGGUUGCGGUAGUUUUGGAAAAAUAACUUAUUGGCCAAGUCCAGGUAGUCUAUCCGUUCCUCCCUUCCCUGUUUCAGUCCAGUUUCUUCCAUUUGGGUCUCUAACGGGUUGGAACCUAAAUUAUUAUCAAUUAUUUAGUUCUGAACAGAUUAUUAUUAUUAUUAUUAUUAUUAUUUUUUUUUUUUUUAAUGUUCUGACCAGCAAAAUAAAGUUCUGAACAGUUUUCUAACCCAAAAAAACAACUGUUUAUAUUAUAAAUGUGUGUAUUUACAUUUACAUUUUAGUAAUUUAGCAGACGCUCUUAUUCAGAGCUACUUACAGUUAGUGAGUGCAUACAUUUCUAUAUUGUUUAUUUCUGUUCCUUUUUAAACCUCUGAAAUCAAAUUAAAUGACUUCACCGAUCAGUGCGGAUAGAGAAGCUUGCUAUGGAGCGGGCAAGCUAAUUACAUGCAUUGGACAGACAAGCGUAGGGCACGAGAUGCGACUGAAAUUUUGCGGGUGUGGAGAGAGGGUGGAGGAGGCUUGGCUUGAAGCGCUGGGCAUCUUGUCGUUACGACAUGCAUUAUCUGAAUUAGGACCCACAGAAUUAUACCUACGGAGAAGCGGCUUCUAUGAAGGAACUUUGAAUGUCUUUGAACUUCAGAGACAUUCGAAGAGCACUGACCGUUAAUGUUGGUCCAGAGCUAGCAUGCUAGCUAACAAGCUUGUGUGUGCAGAUUGGCACCAGAAUUAAAAUAAAAACACAUCUCACCUUUUUUGUAGUUAAUAAAUCCAAUGUGAAACGUGAUAACUAUAAUAUCCUUAACUAGCAUUGAAAAGGUUAAUCCAUUCAUCUCUAAUUUAAAAAUGUCUCCCUAAUUUCUUAAUCAUGCUUGUAAUGUCAAUAGGCUACUUACAGGAGCAAUUAGGGUUAAGCGCCUUGCUCAAGGGCACAUCGACAGAUUUUUCACCUAGUCGGCUCGGGGAUUAGAACCAGCGACCUUUCGGUUACUGUCACAACGCUCUUAACCACUAAGUUACUUGCCGCUUAGUAGUUAGAAGCUACUAGAGUAUGCUUCAGAGGGGAGGGGCAGGUAGCCUACAUGCACACAUGUUGGUAAAGAUGCUCAGCUGGCAGACAGACACUGGAAUACGUUUCUGUUGGUAAAGAUGCUCAGCUGGCAGACAGACACUGGAAUACGUUUCUGUUGGUAAAGAUGCUCAGCUGGCAGACAGACACUGGAAUACGUUUCUGUUGGUAAAGAUGCUCAGCUGGCAGACAGACACUGGAAUACGUUUCUGUUGGUAAAGAUGCUCAGCUGGCAGACAGACACUGGAAUACGUUUCUGUUGGUAAAGAUGCUCAGCUGGCAGACAGACACUGGAAUACGUUUCUGUUGGUAAAGAUGCUCAGCUGGCAGACAGACACUGGAAUACGUUUCUGUUGGUAGAGAUGCUCAGCUGGCAGACAGACACUGGAAUACGUUUCUGUUGGUAAAGAUGCUCAGCUGGCAGACAGACACUGGAAUACGUUUCUGUUGGUAAAGAUGCUCAGCUGGCAGACAGACACUGGAAUACGUUUCUGGGUGACUGAGUGAGGGCGCUUUGCAUAGGCGCUUUGUGUUUUUUUUGUGUGGACUGAGGAAAAUACCCGGAAUGUAAAAUAACAUUUAGUAACCGGUUCCCAUGCUUUUUAAAAUAACGGUUCUGUUCCGGAACAGUAUGGAUCACUUACGUUUCUGGUUCUGAUUCUGUUCCUCAAAAUUUUGUUGUUGUUUCCGUCUUCCUCAUCCACCCUCUCUCUCUCCGUAGGUGAGAAAGGUACCUUGAGCCAUGGGUCUGUGGUGGAUGGGUUGUUUGAGGGCUUCAUCCAGACGUACCAGGGGACUUUCUACGUCGAGCCAGCUGAGAGAUACCUGAAGGACCGGGACGUUCCCUUCCACUCAGUUAUCUACCACGAGGAUGACAUCAGUAAGUACUCUAGUAUGUGUGUGUACUGGAGUAUACAGCUCCUUUCACUAUACAAACACACACUUUUGAUGUACCCUCUUGUCAUCUUUUAAUUGUGUGUGUGUGAGCGCCUGUUCAUAUUCCAUCUGGAGAAUCGAGAUAGGCUCAGUGCUGCCCCCUAGGGAGAGGAGAGAUCAAUUAGCUGAGUGACUGGGAAUCAUUCUCUCAGACACCACAGCUCAAUAAAACAACCUGAGAUGCUGCUGUGGUGUGCCUUUUUAUGUUAACUGAUAUAAAGGUACGUGUCCUCCCAAUAGUCAUCUGUACUGUAGACUAAUCACACUGCACACUGCCCUAUCCCAUCUGGACAAGAGGAAUACCUAUGGAAGAAUGCUGUUCAUUGACUAUAGCUCAGCCUUCAACACCAUAGUACCCUCCAAGCUCAUCAUUAAAGCUCGGGGGCCCUGGGUCUGAACCCCGCCCUGUGCAACUGGGUCCUGGACUUCCUGACGGGCCGCCCCCAGGUGGUGAAGGUAGGAAACAACAUCUCCACUUCACUGAUCCUCAACACUGGGGCCCCACAAGGGUGCGUGCUCAGCCCCCUCCUGUACUCCCUGUUCACCCAUGACCGCAUGGCCAAGCACGCCUCGAACUCAAUCAUCAAGUUUGCAGACGACACAACAGUAGUAGGCUUGAUUACCAACACUGACGAGACCGCCUACAGGGAGGAGGUGAGGGCUCUGGGAGUGUGGUGCCAGGAAAAUAACCUCUCACUCAACAUCAACAAAACAAAGGAGAUGAUCGUGGACUUCAGGAAACAGCAGAGGGUGUACCCCCCCUAUCCACAUCGACGGGACCGCAGUGGAGAAGGUGGAAAGCUUCAAGUUCCUUGGCAUACACAUCACCGACAAACUGAAAUGGUCCACUCACGCAGACAGUGUGGUGAAAAAGGCGCAACAGAGCCUCUUCAACCUCAGGAGGCUGAAGAAAUUCGGCUUAGCUCCUAAAACCCUCACAAACUUUUACAGAUGCACAAUUGAGAGCAUCCUGUUGGGCUGUAUCACCGCCUGGUACGGCAACUGCACCGCCCACAACCGCAGGGCUCUCCAGAGGGUGAUGCGGUCUGCCGAACAUAUCACCGGGGGCAAACUACCCGCCCUCCAAGACACAUACAGCACCUGAUGUCACAGGAAGGCCAAAAAUAUCAUCAAGGACAUUAACCACCCGAGCCACUGCCUGUUCACCUCGCUAUCAUCCAGAAGGCGAGGUCAGUACAGGUGCAUCAAAGCUGGGACCGAGAGAAUGAAAAACCGCUUCUAUCUCAAGGCCAUCAGACUGUUAAAUAGCCAUCACUAGCACAUUAGAGGCUGCUGCUGCCUAUUGAAAUCACUGGCCACUUUAAGAAAUGGAACACUAGUCACUUUAAUAAUGUUUACAUAUCUUGCACUAUUCAUCUCAUAUGUAUAUACUGCAUUCUAUUCUAUAAUAUUCUACUGUAUCUUAGUCCAUGCCGCUCUGUCAUUGCUUGUCCAUAUAUGUAUAUAUUCUUAAAUCCCAUUCCUUACUAGUUUUGUGUGUAUUGGGUAUAUGUUGUGAAAUUGUUAGAUAUUUUACUGCACUGUCGGAACUAGAAGCACAAGCAUUUCGCUACACCCGCUAUAACAUCUGCUAAACACGCGUAUGUGACAAAUAACAUUUUGAUUUGAUGUUAACUGAUAUAAAGGUACGUGUCCUCUAAUAGUCAUCUGUACUGUAGACUAAUCAGUCAUCUGUAGGGUACUAUUUAAUGAAGCUGCCAGUUGAGGACCUGUGAGGCGUCUGUUUCUCAAACUAGACAGUCUAAUGUAUUUGUCCUCUUGCUCAGUUGUGCACCGGGGCCUCCCACUCCUCUUUCUAUUCUGGUUAGAGCCAGUUUGCGCUGUUCUGUGAAGGGAGUAGUACACAGCGUUGUACGAGAUCUUCAGUUUCUUGGCAAUUUCUCGCAUGGAAUAGCCUUCAUUUCUCAGAACAAGAAAGACUGACGAGUUUCAGAAGAAAGUUAGUUGUUUCCGGCCAUUUUGAGCCUGUAAUCGAACCCACAAUUGCUGAUGUUCCAAAUACUCAACUAGUCUCAAGAAGGCCAGUUUUAUUGCUUCUUUAAUCAGCACAACCAUUUCCAGCUGUGCUAACAUAAUUGCAAAAUAGUUUUCUAAUGAUCAAUUAGCCUUUUAAAAUAAAACUUGGAUUAGCAAACACAACGUGCCAUUGGAACACAGGACUGAUGGUUGCUGAUAAUGGGCCUCUGUACGCCUAUGUAGAUAUUCCAUUAAAAAUCAGCAGUUUCCAGCUACAUUAGCCAUUUACAACAUUAACAAUGUCUACACUGUAUUUCUGAUUAAUUUGAUGUUAUUUUAAUGGACCAGAAAAUUGCUUUUCUUUCGAAAACAAGGACAUUUCUAAGUGACUCCAAACUUUUGAACGGUAGUGUACCUCUCUGGUUACAUUCAAGAGUAGCUCUCUGGUUACAUUCAAGAGUAGCUCUCUGGUUACAUUCAAGAGUAGCUCUCUGGUUACAUUCAAGAGUAGCUCUCUGGUUACAUUCAAGAGUAGCUCUCUGGUUACAUUCAAGAGUAGCUGAUGAAGUGGCAGGUCGUGAAGGUGGCAAAUGUUACUUCAGGUAAUCUAAACAAACAUGUCUGUCUCUCUCCCCUAGACUACCCUCACAAGUACGGCUCGGAGGGGGGCUGUGCCGACCGCUCAGUGUUUGAGAGGAUGAGGAAGUACCAGGCCACCGCCAUGGAGGAGCCAAACAAGGUGAGUUAACAGACUGGGGGGGUGUCCCAAAUGACACCAUAAUUCCCUAUAUAGUGCACUACUUUGGAUCAGGAACCCUAUGGGAUCUGGUCAAAAGUAGUGCACUACUGUACAUACAUUGAGUGUACAAAACAUUAGGAACACCUCUUUCUGUGACAGACUGACCAGGUGACAUCUAUGAAAGCUUGAUGUCACUUGUUAAAUCCACUUCAAAUCAGUGUAGAUGAAGGGGAGGAGACGGGUUAAAGAAGGAUUUUUUAAGCCUUGAGACAAUUGAGACAUGGAUUGUGUAUGUGUGCCAUUCAGAGAGAGGGUGAAUGGGCAAGACAAAAUAUGUAAGUGCCUUUGAACGGGGUAUGGUAGUAGGAGCCAGGCGCACCGGUUUGUGUCAAGAACUCCCAACGCUGGCGGGUUUUUCACACUCAACAGUUUUACUGUGGGAGGCAUUGGAGUCAACAUGGGCCAGCAUCCCUGUGGAAUGCUUUCGAUACCUUGUAGAGUCCAUGCCCCGACAAAUUGAGGCUGUUCUGAAGGUAAAAGGGGUGCAACUCAAUAUUAGGAAGUUAUUCCUAAUGUUUGUUAUACUCUGUGUGUAUUUAACUAUGUGAUGAUACUCCAUGUAAGUAUUUUUAACUGGAGUGGAUACUAACAUACUGCAUCUUGCAUCAAAUCCUCGACUCAACGUCUCAUCAGUGCUUCAGCCAAAAAUAUUUGUAUAAUACUAUGAAACUAUAAGAUUAGGGCUUUAUUUUCCUCAUGGGGAGAUGUUGGUACAAUACAGUCUAAAAUAAUAGUCUUUAAUCCCCCGUUCCAACCCUCUUCUCCUCCUCCUCCUCCCCUCUUCCUCUCCAACCCUCCUCCCAGGAGCUCCAUUCUGAGGAGGCGUCCAGUGACCCGGUGUUGCUGAGGAAGAGGAGGAUGACUCAGAUAGAGAAGAACACCUGUCAGCUCUUCAUCCAGACAGACCACCUCUUCUUCAAGUACUAUAAGACCAGGCAGGCUGUUAUCGCACAGGUACUGGACGAUACACAACACGGGUGUGUGUGUGUGUGUGUGUGUGUGUGUGUGUGUGAUACUGGGUUCUUUGGGGAUGGGGAAACAUGUCAACAAUGUUUAGAACUGUGUGUCAAGAUGAUGAAAAUAAUAUUCAUAUAAUAUGCCAUUUAGCAGACGCUUUUAUCCAAAGCGACUUACAGUCAUGUGUGCAUACAUUUUUUGUGUAUGGGUGGUCCCGGGGAUCGAACCCACUACCUUGGCGUUACAAGAUGCUUUCAGAAGCUGCAGUUUUUGCCAUUCCGGAAUAAUGACUUGAAUACUGAUGCUUCUUGUUGUGUUGUUCCAGAUCUCAAGCCACAUCAAGGCUAUUGAUGCCAUCUACCAGGGAACAGACUUCAUGGGAAUCCGUAACAUCAGCUUCAUGGUGAAGAGAAUACGGGUGAGUCCCUAGACAGUGGUUUUCUACCUGGCAUCAUUCAAUUCAAUCAAUAAAUAUGUAUUUGUAAAGCCCUUUUUUCAUCAACAGUUGUCACAAACUGUUUCACAUUUUACCAAUUUAAAAGUUCUCCCUUCAGCCUCCUCUGAGUCUCCUCUUUAAACUUAAGUGGCAUUUUAGAUCAGUCAUCACUAUAACUUCCGGUUACCACUUCCGGUUGUCUGUCGUGAUGUCACUUCCCGUUUUAACAUAUCCUGUGUUAUGUCUUAACAUGUGGCCACUCCCUGCUCCAGAUCAACACCACUACAGAUGAGCGGGACCGGUCCAACCCGUUCCGCUUCGCUAACAUCGGCGUGGAGAAGUUCCUGGAGCUGAAUUCUGAGCAGAACCAUGACGACUACUGUCUGGCGUACGUCUUCACUGACAGGGACUUUGAUGACGGUGUCCUGGGUCUGGCCUGGGUCGGCGCUCCUGCAGGUACCGACGGACUAACUUCUUUUUUUUUUUUUUUUUUAAUAGAAAUUAGACACUGACACACAACUACUGGUCCUGUCUGGCUCAGUUGGUAAUACCAUGGCGCUGCAAUGCCAAGGUCAUGGGUUAAAUUCCCGCUGGGAUCAUACACCCCUCCAAAAUAUUUUUGUUGUAUUAUGGAUCUUGGUGGGAUGGACUGACCCUCACUAAUACAUUUCAUUUACAUUUAGUCUUACAGACGCUCUUGAUCCAGAGACGACUUACAGUUAGUGAAUAAAAUUUUUUAUACUGGCCCCCCGUGGGAAUCGAACCCACAACCUGGCGUUGCAAACGCCAUGCUCUAUCAACUGAGCUACAUCCCUGCCGCAUCCCUCCCUACCCUGGACGACGCGGGCCAAUUGUGCGCCGCCUAUGAGUCUCCGGUCGCGGCCGGCUGCGACAGAGCUGGAUUCGAACAGGAUCUCUAGUGGCACAGUUAGCACUGCGAUGCAGUCCUUAGACACUGCGCCACUCAGGAGACCACCUGUCUGUGUGUCCCCAGUGAGUUCGGAGAGAUGGACCGAUCCUCACUAAUACUGUCUGUGUUCCACAGGGAGUUGGAGAGAUGGACGAUCCUCCUAAUACCCGUCUGUGUGUCCACAGGAGUUCUGGAGAGAUGGACCGAUCCUCACUAAUACCUUGUCUGUGUGUCCACAGGGAGUUCUGGAGAGAUGGACCGAUCCUCACUAAUACCUGUCUGUGUGUCCACAGGGAGUUCUGGAGAGAUGGACCGAUCCUCACUAAUACCUGUCUGUGUGUCCACAGGGAGUUCUGGAGAGAUGGACCGAUCCUUACUAAUACCUGUCUGUGUGUCCACAGGGAGUUCUGGAGGGAUCUGUGAGAAGAGUAAACUGUACUCUGACGGGAAGAAGAAGUCCCUGAAUACCGGCAUCAUCACUGUUCAGAACUACGCCUCCCACGUCCCUCCUAAAGUCUCACACAUCACCUUCGCCCACGAGGUCGGACACAACUUUGGCUCGCCGGUGAGUUAGAUAACCUAGCCUGCUGAUGGGAGAUGCAUGGAAUACAGCGUUUAAUCCUGCCACAUCCUGACCUGCAGUGUUCUCUGUGUCUGUCUGUCUGUCUCUGUGUCUGUCUCUGUGUGUCUCUGUCUCUCUCUUUCUCUCUCUCUCUGUGUCUGUCUCUGUGUCUGUCUCUGUCUCUCUCUUUCUCUCUCUCUCUGUGUCUGUCUCUGUGUCUGUCUGUGUCUGUCUCUCUUUCUCUCUCUCUCUGUGUCUAUGUAUGUUUUAUUUGUAACCCAGUCAAUUCAAUGAAAUUCUAACUUCGCUCUUCCUUCGCUCGUUCCCCCCCCCCCCCCCCCCCCGCAGCAUGACUCGGGGUCAGAGUGCACCCCGGGAGAGUCUAAGAUCCAGGAUAAGAAGGAGAAGGGGAACUACAUCAUGUACGCCCGGGCCACGUCAGGAGACAAGCUCAACAACAACAAGUUCUCCAUCUGUAGCGUCAGGAACAUCAGCCAGGUCCUGGAGAAGAAGAGGGGAAGCUGCUUUGUCGGUACGUUUCCACUGGUGUCUAUGGCGUUGGUUUCAGAUUGGAGUGUACUAUGUAGGGGUUGUAGAAUUCCGUAAACGUUCCUUCAACCAGGAUUUCUGGAAAGCCAUGGAAUUUUGGGAACGUUUCUGAAAUUCUACACUGUAUUACAGAUCAAAUGUGUUAUUUUGAAUGUCAUUUCAUAACGUGUGUUUUCUUUCUGAACCCCCCCCCCCCCCCAUACAGAGUCUGGCCAGCCCAUCUGUGGUAAUGGGUUAGUGGAGCCAGGGGAGGAGUGUGACUGUGGAUACAGCGAUCAGUGCAGAGACCAGUGUUGCUACGACGCCGACCAGCCUGACAACAGGAAGUGUAAACUAAAACCCAACAAAGUCUGCAGGUAAGAUAAGAUGACAGGAAGAUAACCUGACAGGAAGUUAACCUGACAGGAAGAUAACCUGACAGGAAGAUAACCUGACAGAGUAGCUGUGGUCCAGGAAGUUAACCUGACAAAGUAGCUGUGGUCCAGGAAGAUAACCUGACAGAGUAGCUGUGGUCUAGGAAGUUAACCUGACAGAGUAGCUGUGGUCUAGGAAGUUAACCUGACAGAGUAGCUGUGGUCCAGGAAGUUAACCUGACAGAGUAGCUGUGGUCCAGGAAGUUAACCUGACAGAGUAGCUGUGGUCCAGGAAGUUAACCUGACAGAGUAGCUGUGGUCCAGGAAGUUAACCUGACAGAGUAGCUGUGGUCCAGGAAGUUAACCUGACAGAGUAGCUGUGGUCCAGGAAGUUAACCUGACAGAGUAGCUGUGGUGCAGGAAGUUAACCUGACAGAGUAGCUGUGGUCCAGGAAGUUAACCUGACAGAGUAGCUGUGGUCCAGGAAGUUAACCUGACAGAGUAGCUGUGGUCCAGGAAGUUAACCUGACAGAGUAGCUGUGGUGCAGGAAGUUAACCUGACAGAGUAGCUGUGGUCCAGGAAGUUAACCUGACAGAGUAGCUGUGGUCCAGGAAGAUAACCUGACAGAGUAGCUGUGGUCCAGGAAGUUAACCUGACAGAGUAGCUGUGGUCCAGGAAGUUAACCUGACAGAGUAGCUGUGGUCCAGGAAGUUAACCUGACAGAGUAGCUGUGGUCCAGGAAGAUAACCUGACAGAGUAGCUGUGGUCCAGGAAGAUAACCUGACAGAGUAGCUGUGGUCCAGGAAGUUAACCUGACAGAGUAGCUGUGGUCCAGGAAGUUAACCUGACAGAGUAGCUGUGGUCCAGGAAGAUAACCUGACAGAGUAGCUGUGGUCCAGGAAGUUAACCUGACAGAGUAGCUGUGGUCCAGGAAGUUAACCUGACAGAGUAGCUGUGGUCCAGUGUUAGGUUCUGUCUAACAGUGUCAAAAUGACGUGGAUUGAUGUGUGCCGAGGCCUAUUUCUGUCAUUUUGUUAUUUUGUGUCAGAAAGGGUGUAUUUGCCAUAAUACUCAUUGAAACCUUUCAUCACUCCCUCCAACAGUCCUAGCCAGGGCCCGUGCUGUACUCCUGAGUGCUUCUAUAAGGGCCGUAAUGAGAAGUGUCGUGAGGAGUCUGAGUGUGCCCACCAGGGCAUGUGUAACGGGGGUACGGCCCAGUGCCCCACCUCUGAACCCAAGGCCAACUUCACCGCCUGUCACGGAGAAACUCAAGUCUGCCUCAAUGGGGUGAGUGGGUACCUGUAGUGUGUAAACCUAUCGUCUAGUUCUGUACCAACGUAUUCCAGGCUCUUCAACUCCUCAACUCAGCCCAGAAUCUGCUCUGACCUGCGCUGUUUUUAUUUCUGGUAGAAUGGAAUGCUUCUCAUUUUCAUUGGGUAUGUUGUCUGCUAGGUUGAUCUGUGUCUUGUCCAAUCAGUCACCACGUAUGAAUUUUCCUCACAGGGAAAUAAAAGUUAUGUAUUUUCUUACUAGCACUGACUUUUGCUGAUAGCUACUUUAUUGAGAAAAAAAAUCUACUUACUCUGACUAGCUAAGCUAAAUGCACUAACUUUAAGUCGCUCUGGAUAAGUGUCUGCUAAAUGACUACGAUGUCAAAUGAUAGCUCAUCCCUUCCAUGUGUUCCUCCAGGGCUGCUCUGGCUCCAUCUGUGAGAAGUAUGGUCUGGAGGUCUGUACCUGUGCCAGCGUGGAGGGAAAGGACGAGACUGACGAGCUGUGCCACGUCUGCUGUAGUGACAAGAGUGAGUCCUGCUACAACACCUCACUGUCCUCUCCUGACAUUCACUUCCUGACGUUCACUUCCUGACGUUCACUUCCUGACGUUCACUUCCUGACAUUCACUUCCUGACAUUCACAUCCUCACUGUCCUCUCCUGAUAUUCACUUCCUGACAUUCACAUCCUCACUGUCCUCUCCUGACGUUCACUUCCUGACAUUCACAUCCUCACUGUCCUAUCCUGACGUUCACUUCCUGACAUUCACAUCCUCACUGUCCUCUCCUGACAUUCACUUCCUGACAUUCACUUCCUCACGGUCCUCUCCUGACAUUCACUUCCUGACGUUCACUUCCUGACAUUCACUUCCUGACAUUCACUUCCUGACAUUCACAUCCUCACUGUCCUCUCCUGACAUUCACUUCCUGACGUUCACUUCCUGACAUUCACUUCCUCACUGUCCUCUCCUGACGUUCACUUCCUGACGUUCACUUCCUGACAUUCACAUCCUCACUGUCCUCUCCUGACAUUCACAUCCUCACUGUCCUCUCCUGACAUUCACUUCCUGACAUUCACUUCCUGACAUUCACAUCCUCACUGUCCUCUCCUGACAUUCACUUCCUGACAUUCACAUCCUCACUGUCCUAUCCUGACAUUCACCUCCUGACAUUCACAUCCUCAGUCCUAUCCUGACAUUCACAUCCUCACUGUCCUAUCCCGACAUUCACUUCCCGACAUUCACUUCCUGACAUUCACAUCCUCAGUCCUAUCCUGACAUUCACAUCCUCAGUCCUAUCCUGACAUUCACUUCCUCACUGUCCUAUCCUGACAUUCACAUCCUCACUGUCCUAUCCUGACAUUCACUUCCUGACAUUCACAUCCUCAGUCCUAUCCUGACAUUCACUUCCUGACAUUCACAUCCUCAGUCCUAUCCUGACAUUCACUUCCUGACAUUCACAUCCUCAGUCCUAUCCUGACAUUCACUUCCUGACAUUCACAUCCUCAGUCCUAUCCUGACAUUCACAUCCUCACUGUCCUAUCCUGACAUUCACAUCCUCACUGUCCUAUCCUGACAUUCACAUCCUCACUGUCCUAUCCUGACAUUCACUUCCUGACAUUCACAUCCUCAGUCCUAUCCUGACAUUCACUUCCUGACAUUCACAUCCUCAGUCCUAUCCUGACAUUCACUUCCUGACAUUCACAUCCUCAGUCCUAUCCUGACAUUCACAUCCUCAGUCCUAUCCUGACAUUCACAUCAUCAGUCCUAUCCUGACAUUCACAUCCUGACAUUCACAUCCUCACUGUCCUAUCCUGACAUUCACAUCCUGACAUUCACAUCCUCAGUCCUAUCCUGACAUUCACAUCCUCACUGUCCUAUCCUGACAUUCACUUCCUGACAUUCACUUCCUGACAUUCACAUCCUCAGUCCUAUCCUGACAUUCACAUCCUCAGUCCUAUCCUGACAUUCACUUCCUGACAUUCACAUCCUCAGUCCUAUCCUGACAUUCACUUCCUGACAUUCACAUCCUCAGUCCUAUCCUGACAUUCACAUCCUCAGUCCUAUCCUGACAUUCACAUCAUCAGUCCUAUCCUGACAUUCACAUCAUCAGUCCUAUCCUGACAUUCACUUCCUGACAUUCACAUCCUCAGUCCUAUCCUGACAUUCACUUCCUGACAUUCACAUCCUCAGUCCUAUCCUGACAUUCACAUCCUCAGUCCUAUCCUGACAUUCACAUCAUCAGUCCUAUCCUGACAUUCACAUCCUCACUGUCCUAUCCUGACAUUCACAUCCUCACUGUCCUAUCCUGACAUUCACAUCCUCACUGUCCUAUCCUGACAUUCACUUCCUGACAUUCACAUCCUCAGUCCUAUCCUGACAUUCACAUCAUCAGUCCUAUCCUGACAUUCACUUCCUGACAUUCACAUCCUCAGUCCUAUCCUGACAUUCACUUCCUGACAUUCACAUCCUCAGUCCUAUCCUGACAUUCACAUCCUCAGUCCUAUCCUGACAUUCACAUCCUCAGUCCUAUCCUGACAUUCACAUCCUCACUGUCCUAUCCUGACAUUCACAUCCUCACUGUCCUAUCCUGACAUUCACAUCCUCACUGUCCUAUCCUGACAUUCACUUCCUGACAUUCACAUCCUCAGUCCUAUCCUGACAUUCACUUCCUGACAUUCACAUCCUCAGUCCUAUCCUGACAUUCACUUCCUGACAUUCACAUCCUCAGUCCUAUCCUGACAUUCACAUCCUCAGUCCUAUCCUGACAUUCACAUCAUCAGUCCUAUCCUGACAUUCACAUCCUGACAUUCACAUCCUCACUGUCCUAUCCUGACAUUCACAUCCUGACAUUCACAUCCUCAGUCCUAUCCUGACAUUCACAUCCUCACUGUCCUAUCCUGACAUUCACUUCCUGACAUUCACUUCCUGACAUUCACAUCCUCAGUCCUAUCCUGACAUUCACAUCCUCACUGUCCUAUCCUGACAUUCACUUCCUGACAUUCACUUCCUGACAUUCACAUCCUCAGUCCUAUCCUGACAUUCACAUCCUCAGUCCUAUCCUGACAUUCACAUCCUCACUGUCCUAUCCUGACAUUCACUUCCUGACAUUCACUUCCUGACAUUCACAUCAUCAGUCCUAUCCUGACAUUCACAUCAUCAGUCCUAUCCUGACAUUCACGUCGUUUUAAGACUUAUAUUGGAGAGGUAUUAUGUCCUUACCAGGUUUAGCUAAAUUCCAGAUGCAUUCCAAAAGUUCCUGGGUGUUUCAGAAAUCCCAGUUGGAGGAUUCCUUCAUGAUUUCUUGAAUCCAAUUCAGGAUUUCUGGGGGAAAAAAAAAAAAACAGGAAACUUUUCUGGAAUCGUUCAACCUUACUUGCCAGCUUGUAUGUCAAUGUUUAAAGCUAUUUGAGAUUCUUUAUGUAAUGAAUAUGAAUAGCGCUAGAAAAUAUGAAAUUAUUAUUGACUCCUGUGAUUUGUCUUUGUGUUGCAGUGAACCCCAACACCUGCAGCAGUACGGGCUCAGAGAAGCUGGCCCGGUUCUUCAAUAAGAAGGUCACCACGCUGCCCGCGGGGUCUCCCUGCAACGACUUCAAGGGCUACUGUGACGUGUUCAUGAAGUGUCGGCUGGUGGACGCUGACGGCCCCCUGGCCAGGCUGAAGAAGGCCAUCUUCAACCCUGAGCUCUAUGAGAACAUUGCAGAGUGGAUAGUGGUACGUAGCUUAUUGACUGACUCUUCGACCCUGAGCUCUAUGAGAACAUCUCAAUGGAUAGUGUGAUGUGUCGUUGCUGACUUGACUGUAUUUGAAUAUCAUAUCAUUUUCACACUACUGCGCUGGCCUGGUUUUGUAUACACCGAAUUGCUAGAAAAUAAAAUAUCAGCGCAGGCACAGUACUGGUCAGGUUGGCAUGAUGGUGUGAAAAGGGUAUUUGAGUGUUCAAAACUGACCAGUGGUUUUCAACCGAUGUAAAGCGGCACGCUGGUGUGCCCUUGGGGAACUCUCAUGUGUGCCGCGAAAAACGUAUCCUAAUCUUGAUUAAAAAAAUAAAUAAAUUUAACACUCACUUAUAAACGUGACCUGUGGGAAUGCACAUGAAAUGUUGACUUGGGAGCACCAGCUCAGAUAAUACAUUGAAUGUCAUCGGUUCCGUCUGUGUCGCUGUUUUCAAGUCCAGUGUGCUCAAGCUGUUGUUUAUAUUAGGACCGUAUCAUUCGAGGGGGCGCGCGUCACAAAGCAAAGUCAUUUGCACAAUUGUACUUUAGACUGUGAGAACCAUUAGCACAGGCAAGUCUGAACAGGCUUAGCUGUACCACAGCCUCCGCCAUAGUAACAAACAGAGCAUGGCUUUGUGUCCGUGGUUACCAUAGUAACAAACAGAGCAUGGCUUUGUGUCCGUGGUUACACCUUCACAAUGAAGAAAAAAAAAACUCUUGUCUCCUAGCUCAAUCCGUUCAAAACAAAAUAUAUAUAUUUUUACCAGAGCUACUUUCUGAUGCGGAUUCGCGGGAUGCUCUUAAAGGGGUACACACAAAUGAAUCAUCACGAGUAAGGAACUAUGGAAAUAGUUCAAAUAAACCCUAUUUAAUCUUUUUUUUUUUUUUUUUAAACGUUUGUCACAGAAAAUAGAUGAUUUGCAGUACGGAUCAGAUGAGACGGAGGUCAUUAAAAAACGAAAUAAAUUAUUAGGAAAAGUUUGUGUGCCGCAGAAAUGUUUAUCCAAUCAAGGUGUGCCACGGUUGAUAAAAAAGGUUGGGAACCACUACAGUAGAUGUCACGAUAUACCCUUGAAUGUAUUUUUGUGUGAAUAUGUGUUUUCCAUUGUCUUAAUUCCAGGCUCACUGGUGGGCAGUGCUGUUGAUGGGCAUCGCUCUGAUCAUGUUGAUGGCUGGCUUCAUUAAGAUCUGCAGUGUCCACACCCCCUCCAGUAACCCCAAGCUGCCCCCACCCAAACCACUACCAGGUGAGUCUCCACACCCCCUCCAGUAACCCCAAGCUGCCCCCACCCAAACCACUACCAGGUGAGUCUCCACACCCCCUCCAGUAACCCCAAGCUGCCCCCACCCAAACCACUACCAGGUGAGUGUCCACACCCCCUCCAGUAACCCCAAGCUGCCCCCACCCAAACCACUACCAGGUGAGUGUCCACACCCCCUCCAGUAACCCCAAGCUGCCCCCACCCAAACCACUACCAGGUGAGUGUCCACACCCCCUCCAGUAACCCCAAGCUGCCCCCACCCAAACCACUACCAGGUGAGUGUCCACACCCCCUCCAGUAACCCCAAGCUGCCCCCACCCAAACCACUACCAGGUGAGUGUCCACACCCCCUCCAGUAACCCCAAGCUGCCCCCCACCCAAACCACUACCAGGUGAGUGUCCACACCCCCUCCAGUAACCCCAAGCUGCCCCCACCCAAACCACUACCAGGUGAGUGUCCACACCCCCUCCAGUAACCCCAAGCUGCCCCCACCCAAACCACUACCAGGUGAGUGUCCACACCCCCUCCAGUAACCCCAAGCUGCCCCCACCCAAACCACUACCAGGUGAGUCUCCACACCCCCUCCAGUAACCCCAAGCUGCCCCCACCCAAACCACUACCAGGUGAGUGCCAGUAGUCACACCCAGCUCUCCCACACAAACCGCCAGAGAUAUGAGCCAUCUUCUCAACGGUCUUAUCGGCUACUUAGUAUUGUUUUUCUCUGCGGUAGUUUUGUGGGGGUGCGCUACAAAAUCUUCAAAACGAUGGAGUUGUAAAAAAAAAUGUUACGUUUGGGAACUGGAGCAGACGAGACAAAUAAGAGCUGGCGAUUGAAGAGAGUUGAUAGCUUGUGAACUAAUCCGUCUCCCUCCCUCAACCCCAGGUACGCUAAAGAGGAGGAGAGCCCAGCAGCACGCCCGGGAGGCCAGGGACGCCCAGGUGCACCAGUCCCAGCCCCACCACGGAGGUGUCGGUCACGGCCAGCACCACCCAGUCUCUGGAGGCCAGCGGCAGCAGCCCUCACGCCAGCCCCAGCCCCAGAGGCACCACCGCAGCCAGGGCCAGCCCAGGGAAAACUACCAGAUGGGCCAGAUGAGACGAUGA